AUGGGCACUCUGACAGGUCUGCAGCUAAGCAGCAGGAUCACUUUCUACGAGGAAAGGAACUUUGGCGGUCGCCACUAUGAGUGUAGCAGCGACUGUGCCGAUUUCAGCUCCUACCUGAGCCGCUGCAACUCCUGCAGGGUGGAGAGCGGAUGCUGGAUGGUUUAUGACCGCUCCAACUACAUGGGGAACCAGUACUUCCUGAGGAGGGGCGAGUACUCUGACUACUCUCGCUGGGGCAUGUUCGACGGAAUCCGCUCCUGCCGUAUGAUCCCCAUGUACAGAGGAAACUACAGGAUGAGGAUGUAUGAGAGGGAGAACUUUGGUGGUCAGAUGUACGAGUGCAUGGAUGACUGUGACUCCAUCAUGGACCGUUACCGCAUGUCUGAGUGCCAUUCCUGCCAUGUGAUGGACGGCCACUGGCUGUUCUACGAGCAGCCCCACUACAGAGGCAGGAUGUGGUACAUGAGGCCUGGGGAGUACAGGAACUUCAGAGACAUGGGAUACCCGAACAUGAGAUUCAUGUCCAUGAGGCGCAUCAUGGAUUCCUAUUAUUAA
Molecule: messenger RNA, 555 nt
Organism: Megalops cyprinoides (Indo-Pacific tarpon)
Lineage: Eukaryota; Metazoa; Chordata; Actinopteri; Elopiformes; Megalopidae
Product: gamma-crystallin M3-like
Exons: 3
Coding region: 1-555 (184 amino acids)
Biological process (GO): visual perception; lens development in camera-type eye
Molecular function (GO): structural constituent of eye lens
Source: RefSeq, a predicted model, not a curated record